AUGGGGACUCACAUAGUUCGUGCGCAACGGAAAGAAAAGCUGAUAAAAGCAGAGAUUUCAUCGCAUUAACGGCCGUCUCUUUCUCCGACACAUUUUUUUAAAAUCGAAAGCGUCGCAUCACAAACCCCGCCGCCGCAGCCGCAGCCGCAGCGAUCACCUCGUUCUUUCCUCCCUGAGCCACCGUAGCAGAGCCGCGGAAUGGCCGAGGACUUCGUGAACGCCGUCGACGACGGCCUGAAACUCUCGAAGCGGAUAUACUUCGGGAAGGACAGGUCGGUGGCGCCGCCGAAGCCUAUGGCGGCGAUGGAGAAGUCUUCUCAGUCGUUCCUUCCUUCGUCUCCGAUGGUGUACGCCGUGAUUUCUGACCCUGCGAUGGUUGAUAAUCCCGAUAUUCCCAGCUACCAGCCUCACGUCCACGGCCGCUGCGAUCCUCCGGCGUUGAUUCCUCUUCAGAUGAAUGGAAUAGGGUUGGAGGUUGAUUGUUGUUUGGACACGGCGUUUGUCACCGUUACGGGAUCUUGGCGAGUUCAUUGUGUUAUGGGAAGCCGCCACUGCGAUUGUCGUGUUGCAAUUCCAAUGGGCGAACAGGGUUCACUUCUAGGUGUUGAGGUUGACACACCCAGAAAAUCAUACUGUGUUCAGCAGAUUGGCAUGGAUGACAAAAAGGAUACAGAAAAGGCUGCUAAAUUUGAAAUUGGGGGCUUUCUAAAAUCCCACAUAUUUACUUUUACAAUACCCCAGGUUGAUGGGGGCUCCAAUAUCUCAAUUAAAGUUAGUUGGUCUCAAAAAUUGUUAUAUAGCAUCGAUCAAUUGUCCUUGAGCAUACCAUUUAGUUUUCCUGAGUAUGUCACUCCUGCUGGGAAGAAAAUUUCCAAAAAAGAAAAGAUACAAUUGAAUGUCAAUGCUGGUCCUGGAACUGAAGUUUUGUGCAAGACCACUAGUCAUCCUCUGAAGGAACAACGGCGCCAAGUGGGGAAGUUGAGUUUCUUAUAUGAAUCAGAAGUUCUUCAUUGGUCAAGCAAUGAUUUUAUCUUUUCAUGGACUGUUUCUUCAAGUCAUAUUUUUGGUGGUGUGCUUUUGCAAUCUCCAUCUGUACUUGACUCUGAUCAACGGGAGAUGUUCUGCUUGUACUUAUUCCCAGGAAACCGGCAGAAUCAGAAGGUUUUCAGAAAGGAAGUGGUCUUUGUUGUUGAUAUAAGUGGGAGCAUGCGAGGAAAGCCACUUGAGGAUAUGAAGAAUGCUCUGUCUGCGGCACUCUCAAAGCUUGAUCCAAAUGACUCAUUCAACAUAAUAGCUUUUAAUGGAGAGACUUAUCGAUUUUCGUCAAAUAUGGAGUUGGUAACUCAGGAAGCAAUUGAAAAAGCAUUGGAGUGGAUUAACGUAAACUUUGUUGUAGGAGAUGGUACAAAUAUUUUGCUUCCCUUAAAUCAGGCAAUCGAGAUGUUGGCAGAUACUCGUGAUUCCAUUCCGGUGAUUUUCCUUAUAACUGAUGGGUCUGUUGAAGAUGAGAGACACAUUUGUGAUGUUAUGAAAAGUCAUUUAACAAAUCGAGGAUCUAUAUGCCCACGUAUUUACACUUUUGGCAUAGGUACAUUUUGUAAUCAUUAUUUCUUGCGAAUGCUUGCAAUAAUUGGGAGGGGUCAUCACGAUGCUGCUUAUGAUGCAGAUCCAAUUGAGGCUCGCAUGAAAGCAUUUUUUGGUAGAGCUUUAUCCACCACUUUUGCAAAUAUAGCCUUUGACACCAUGGAAAAUGUUGAUGAGCUUGAGGUGUAUCCUUCUCGUAUUCCAGACCUUUUGUCUGAGAGCCCGUUGAUUGUAUCAGGCAGAUACAAGGGAGAUUUUCCUGAGACUCUCAAAGCUAGAGGGAUCCUUGCAGAUACGAGCAAUUUUGUUGUAGAUCUGAAGGUACAAAAGGCAAAGGACAUACCUAUUGACAAGGUUCUUGCAAAGCAAGAAAUCGAUCUGCUCACAGCCCAGGCAUGGUUCUCAGAGAAUAAAGAGCUUGAGGAGGAGAUAGCAAGAAUGAGCGUAAAAUAUGGUAUUGUGUCAGAGUAUACCUGUAUGAUCUUGCUCGAGACAGAGAGAGGGAAGAAUGACACAGAAUCAACUGGAGCACUGGAGGCGGCACCUAGCAGGGUUGAACUACAAAAGAUGGUAGACUCAAAAGGCCAGAAGAUAAAAAUGCUGCGAAGCCUCGGGAUUGGCUUUGGCAACUUGACUGCAACUACUGAAAACACCUCUCCAGGAUCUGAGGAAGAUAAAUUACCAGAGGCUGCUGAAAUGUUUGUCAAGGCAGCCUCCAACUGUUGCGGCAGGAUAUUUGGCCGCUGCUGCUGUAUGUGCUGCAUCCAGACUUGUUCACGGAUGAAUGACCAAUGUGCAAUCGCACUCACGCAGUUGUGCGGUGCACUAGUGUGUUUGGGUUGCUUCAGUUGUUGCGAGGUUUGUUGCUCUGGACGUGAAGGAUGAUGAUAAAAUCGAAUCAUAGACAUAUCUACCAAAACUCUUGACGUACCCUUGUGUUACAAUAUUCAUGAUACAUGUAAAUAGAGGGUCAUAGUUUUCUCCUUUGUAUUUUCUCUCGGAUAUCUUUCUCGUGUCUUUUCUUUUAACCGGUUUCACUUGAAUCGAUCCAACAUGCCUCUGAUCCAUGUUAUCGUGCAAAUUUGGCAACAUAAAUGGAAGGUUCUAGAAUUUUGAAAUGUACGUGACGGUGAGCCCAUAUGUACAAGCACAUGAAGGAAGUGGAAGAACAAUGAUAUUGUGUAAUUCUAAAUCUGUUAAUUCUUCAUAGAGGUGUGUGAUCUCUCCA
Camellia sinensis is the source of this 2812-nucleotide messenger RNA. The record is from RefSeq and is a predicted model, not a curated record. Lineage: Eukaryota; Viridiplantae; Streptophyta; Magnoliopsida; Ericales; Theaceae.